Diprion similis is the source of this 2108-nucleotide messenger RNA. Its product is annotated as TWiK family of potassium channels protein 7-like. The record is from RefSeq and is a predicted model, not a curated record. Gene Ontology annotation, biological process: potassium ion transmembrane transport; stabilization of membrane potential. The transcript is spliced from 6 exons. Gene Ontology annotation, cellular component: membrane. Lineage: Eukaryota; Metazoa; Arthropoda; Insecta; Hymenoptera; Diprionidae. Gene Ontology annotation, molecular function: potassium ion leak channel activity. The coding region runs from base 622 to 2004 and encodes 460 amino acids.
UGUUACGUACGAUAAGCUGGAGCAGCCCUCGCUCUGCUAGCGGUACAGACGUUGAAUGAACAGAGAGAUAGUUUAGCGCGAAAGUUAUCUGCGGAGUAAAGAUUUGGUUCAGUCGCUUUAAAGCGGUUCCUCAAACAGCAUCUUUUGCAAAUGACAAUUCCGGUGCAAGAUUAUAAUUAAUCGCAGCUAAUGCAGAUCAGCUUUCCAUGCGUGACUGACCCUUUGCAAGUGAUUUUAUUUGUCGCAAUAGCUAUUUGUCUCUUUAAUACUGAGUUUUUGUUUUCAUUUAUGACUUAUUACUUUCACACUUUCACGAAGCUGCGAAACGCUUCCAUAGAAAACGCGCGCAGCGCAUGAAUAAGACGUGGUUAAAAAUGUUAUGGAAUUUUUAUGGACCCGAAACGUCCCCGCAAUGCGUUAUUAUGCUCUAAUUCGCGAAAACAAGAGACCACGAAAGCUGUAUCGCGAUCGACAGUGGAUAGUCGCGAUUUAGUGGAAUAAGAUCUGAAGAUAAAAAUAGUCAUACACUUUGUAGAAUUAUUUCUAAAAUAUAUAUUAUAUCCGCGUGUGGCUGAAAAUAAAUUACCGCGAACAACGGCCUGCGCUCAAGUUAACACCACGAUGGCUGUCUCCGAAAAGACGGAAUUGACUCGAGGGUACAACGGAGCAUCGGGUGAUCCGGAGGACCUUGAAGAACCCGAGGAUUCGGAGGUCGAAGGAAAGGAAUCCAAGGGGGAAAAAAAGGAGCGAGGAAAACGGAAAGCGGGUGUCGUGAAUUCGGUAAAAAGACACUUCUUGAAAGCGGAAACUAUUCGGAAAUUCAAGUCCGUCGCAAGUCACGUGGGGCUACUGUUCACCCUGAUGCUUUACACUGCCAUUGGCGGGGUGGUGUUUCGAGAACUGGAACUUCCGGCAGAGCUGUCCCGGCUUACCAAGCUCCGUUCCACAGUCCAGACACAACGGCGUCACUUGGUCGGUACCAUCACAAACAACACGGACGUUUCGAAUUUGGCCACCUUGGUCAGCCUAGAGUUGGAAGCGUACGAGGCCGUGGUCCAGGAAGCAGCUCAAGCAGGUCUCCUCGUGUCUCUUGCAGCAAGGGAUUCCCUGAAAGGACAUUCCGUGAAUGAAAAUGCCGAGGAUACGUCGAGCCUACCGCUCAUUAGCGACAGAUGGAGCGUUCUCCAGGCAGUAUUUUUCGCCAGUACCGUCCUGACGACGAUUGGAUACGGAAACAUGGUCCCGACGACGUUCGGAGGACGGAUGUUCUGCAUCUUCUUUGCCCUGGUCGGCAUCCCGUUAACCCUAACGGUGAUCGCUGACUGGGGGAAAAUCUUUGCUGGAGCCCUGAGUAACGUCGGGCGGAGGAUCAAGCCCCGAAUUCCAGUGUCCUGGUCCACCUGCAUGCCCACUCACAUGGCCGGCAGGCGGUCCUUAGGAGCGUUCGUGGCUGUGGUUUUCCUCUUCCUCUACCUAUCCUGCGGAGCUGGAAUGUUCAUGCUUUGGGAGGAAGACUGGGGAUUCUUCGAGGGGUUUUACUUCUGCUUCGUCACCAUGACCACCAUCGGUUUUGGCGACCUGGUUCCCAAAAAGCCGAAAUACAUGCUCCUCUGCACGCUGUACAUUUUGGUCGGUUUGGCGCUGACCAGCACGAUCAUAGAGCUGGUGCGACGACAGUAUGCCCAGUCCUGGCGGCAACUUCAGGCCCUUGGAGGGCCCCUGGCCGAGGCUUUGAAGAGGUUGGGGGAACAUGCGGGGGGCGACAUGUCCGCCUUCCAGAAUGAUUUGCGGAAGGUUUUGACCGUGGUGUCGAUGCCGCGGAUGAAACGUGGCGGAGGAAUGGCAGGUGCUGGAGGUGGAUCGGGGACCGACGGCGACAGGAGACAACGAGAGUGGGAAGAAGCCGUCGAGGCUGUAAUCCGCGACAUUACAGCCGCCGUUCCGUCCUCGCCGCAGCCCGACAAGCCGAUUGUUCAAAUCGUCAUCUACGAGUCCAGUGUUUAGAUGAAAAUAUUUAUCUGAUUAACUUCGGUUACCGCAUGCUCACAAUCAGUUUGAAUUUUCUUCUUCCAAGCAAAGUGCGAAUAGCUAUUAGCUGCUCAUUUUUA